Penicillium argentinense is the source of this 1251-nucleotide messenger RNA. RefSeq names its product serum paraoxonase/arylesterase family protein. The record is from RefSeq and is a predicted model, not a curated record. Lineage: Eukaryota; Fungi; Ascomycota; Eurotiomycetes; Eurotiales; Aspergillaceae. The transcript has 2 exons. Bases 1 to 1251 code for a protein of 416 amino acids.
AUGGCUUUCCUCCGCUCGGCCUUCCUGGCCCUCGUCACUGUCCUAGUGGCGCUGCUCGCUCCCACGGUCAUUCAUCUUGCGAAAAUUGGGGGCCCGUUCUUGACGCCGAAGCCGACGCAUGUGGGCGAGGGUCAAGCUCCGAUUGUUAUUCAGGAUACGGUGCAUUGCGAGGAUGUGCACCAUUAUCGUCCGGCCAACUUGCUUUUCACUGCUUGUGAGGAUGACAAGACCGUUCGGUUUGACUGGUUUCCUGGUCUGGGACACCUGAAGCUCCAUUCUUCGCAGGGUUCGAUCCAUGUCGUGGAUCCCAAGACCAUGAAAUCGACUCGUCUGGUCUUUGAGGGUUUCAAGGGCGACUUCGUCACACACGGUAUUGACGUCAUUGAGGAUCCGAAGCAGGCAGAUGCAGUCUACAUCUUCGCUAUCAACCACCUGCCGAACCCGGACUUUGUGGCUGCGGAUGGAAUUGCGGAGGAUAUUCAUGCCGCCCGGUCUCAAAUUGAGCUGUUCCACCAUGUGUUGGAGUCGAAUACCGUCCAGCACGUGCGCUCGAUCCUGCACCCGCUCGUUCAAACUCCCAACGAUAUUGUCGCCGUCGCUCUGGAUACUUUCUACGUGACUAAUGACCACUACUACCGUGGGGGUAUUAUGCGACUGAUUGAAGAUGCUUGGCCUUUCGCGAAGUGGACUAACAUCAUCAAUGUCAAGAUUACGGACUUGAAGACCAAGGACGCGAUGGCUGGCCUGGAUGCCGUUGUUUCGCAUGAGGGUCUGUGGAAUAACAAUGGUCUGGGCCAUGGACGCCGCGAGGAUGAGCUUGUCAUUUCCAGUGCCAUUGGUGGUGAGCUAUAUCUUGGUCAGGUGCAUGCUGCGAAUCGCUCUAUCGAUGUUCACACAACUCUCCCUUUCGACACUGUGACCGAUAACCCCAGCUAUUAUGCUGACCCUUACCGCUCUGAGUCUGACGAUGCGAGCGGAUUUGUGGUUGCAGGUAUUUCACAGGGUAUUUAUCUCGGCCAGACAGCCCAUGACAUCAAUGGUAAGGAGCCCUUGCAAGUGUGGUAUACUCGUCAGACGAGUACCGGUACUUGGGAGAACAAGCUCCUGUUUGAGGAUGAUGGUACUCGGAUUCGUUCGGCUAGUGCUGCGGUUCUGGUGCCUAUUGAACCAGUGGGUGGCCGCAAGAAGGCUUGGUUGUUUGUCACUGGCUUUUUGUCGGAGAGUAUGGUUGCGGUGCAGGUUGAUCUAUAG